GAAAAAUAUAAACGACUUGAAGGCCUCAACGAUCCAAGAAACAAGCCAAGAAAUCGCAAGAAAAUCCUCUUCGAAAUACAGCCUCGAGCUCUCCGUGUCUCAAGCUAAAAACACCCCUCAAGUCACUCGUCAGCCGCGAUAACAAGCGCCAAUAUGAUCCACCACAUCAACUCAUCUGAGGAGCUCCAAUCCCUGCUCAACUCGACAACCUACGUCGCCGUCGACUUCUUUGCCGACUGGUGCCCCCCCUGCAAGGCCAUCGCCCCCGUCUUUGAGACCCUCGCCACCAAGCACAGCGUCCCCGACGUGCUCGCAUUUGCCAAGGUCAACGUCGACCACGUCCAGGACGUCGCCCGCACAUAUCGCGUCACCGCUAUGCCCACCUUUCUCUUCUUCAAGGAGGGAAACCAGGUCGCCGUUAAUGGCCAGGCCAUGAUCCGCGGCGCUGAUCCUCAGAGUCUUGGUGCCGCUGCUGAGAAGCUGGGCGGUCUAGCCCAGAAGCGGGUUGAGGCUGCCAAGAGCUCGCUGUAGACCGAUCUUGUGGAUGAUCUGCUUCCCGUAGACUGAUCUUGGUGGACGGUCUGCCUCGCUAUGGGAGCUACGGACUUUAUGAAACUUUGUCGCUUGGGAAUUGUUGCUAGCGUUCUGCAAGGAAUGGCCGUCGUGCCGGAGGGUUUGCCACGGAACUGGCAUGCUAGGUCUUUGAAAAGUCAUUUUAGAGUGGUAGAGGAGGAUCAAAAGAAUCGAAUCCUUGUUCAUCUUG
This is a messenger RNA of Fusarium vanettenii 77-13-4, 763 nucleotides long. RefSeq lists its product as uncharacterized. The transcript has a single exon. NCBI's taxonomy places the organism in Eukaryota, Fungi, Ascomycota, Sordariomycetes, Hypocreales, Nectriaceae. The coding region runs from base 154 to 531 and encodes 125 amino acids. The record is from RefSeq and is a predicted model, not a curated record.